ACUGCAAGUAGCUCAUGUUGUCAGAAUAGUUCAAGUUCGUCUUAUUGUUGAACUUGGGGUCUCUUUCAUUUCUCUUUCAAGACCGACGCGGGACGGGUCUGUAUUUUUGUCUUCCGUCUCAUUAGUACCAUAACACAAGAAGGAGACCUCGGAAUUUCAAUUGCACUAAUCAGGAGAAAGGAGAAAGAGUCGAUGCUUUUAAUUGUUUAUCACUUUCUCCAAGGACCACAUUAAUAGUUAGAUUAACAAGAGAGAACACUAUCUGCCAGGAUGUAUCGUCUAAUGCUGCAAGGCGCUCUUUUAAGCGUCGUUGUCGUGGGUCUGGUGAGGGCGGAAUGCGGAGGAGACACGACAGCUUGUGACACAACGACCAUUAACAGAUACCCUCUGGAAGGGGCCGAUGAUGCAGGAGAAAUCACCUAUGACCCAUCCGGAUGUGUGGCCACAACCGCAAGCACAAUGAUUAGCUGCUCCGGGACUCUGCUUGGAUUUAAUUCACUUGAAUGCAGCGUUGGGGACUGGACUAUCGCAAAUCCUACCGUGUCGUGUUUCGCUGCUAGCGGGUGUCCCGUACCUGAUACUCCUACUAAUGGUAAUACAACGGGAGAUGAUUACAGUCUCUUCGAGACAAUUCAAUAUGUCUGCAACGAUGGCUAUAAGAGAGUUGGAGCUGAUUCUGCGUUCUGCGACUCUACUGGGGAAUGGAGUCUACCAGCGCCUAGAUGCUUAGGCUCUUGUACCCGACCAAACCUCAAUGCCACAGUGUCUAUCACUCCCGAACAGGAUACCUACGAAGACGGUACAAUUGCGCAGUUCACCUGUGACGACGCCACCACUACCAUGACCGGUACCGAUGCCUCCACGUGCCGCGACGGAGCAUGGUCGCCGACCCCUCCCGCUUGCUACCGUAAGUGCACCAUAGGUAACACCAAUUCAUCAACCCUCGGAAACGGCCUAACAGUGGGACAAUUAGUUGACCAUCAGACCAGUAUUGAGUUCCAAUGCGAUGCUGGACGGCAUUACAACGAAAUAACCCUCGGGAGUACCAGCGGUGUCCAGGUGUGCAACGAUGGCGAAUUACCGAGCCCCUUUGCUUAUUGUCAUGCGAACUGCACAGCUUCCAGCUAUACCCCUCCUGAAUUUGCCGUGGCCGAACCAGCUCUACCCACCUACUACGACAAAACAGAUAUCCAGUUUACCUGUGAGUCCGGCGUCUUGUCCGUCCCCGAUGUGACGGGUACUUGCGCUGACGGCAUGUGGGGUGUCCCAAGUUUUGAAUGCAUUCAACCAUUGGACUGCACAGAUCCCGGCUCUCCGGCCAACGGCAUGGCCGUUGGAAACGACUACAACCAUGAUGCAGAAGUAUCGUUUACAUGCAACACAAACUUUACGUUGGUUGGUGUUUCUAUGAUGCGCUGCAACAACGGAUCAUGGAGUAGCAACGUGCCUACCUGUAACGAGACUCCUCGUCCAGUCACCAACAGCAGCGUGCGUCUGGAGUGCAGGAGUGACUCCAUCCGGGUAACGAUCGAUCGGUCUAUCUUGCCUGACCUAGCAGGGGAUGUCAUCAGGUUUGAAGACGACCCAACUUGUACUGGUGUAGUCGAAGGAGACAACAUCGUUUUCACCACUAUGUUUGAACAAUGCGGAACAACCAAAGAGGAGGAUGGUGACUUAGACGUAUACAAGAAUCGCAUCGUCAACGGAAGAAAUAGCGGUAACGUUGUUUCCCGUGACAUCACUGUGUCCUUCCCCAUUACCUGUUUCUACGAGCGCGUACAUCGUCUGGAAUACGGUUACUCCGCCGUCGGCAGUGCUGGAGUUGUUCAGCAGUCCGUCAGUAGUACAGGCGAUUAUAGUGCAACGUUCGGCUUUGAAAUGUACACCGACGACACUUUUACGACAAAAGUCGACUCCUCCGCCACCGACGUGUCCGUCAACCAGAGAGCCUACUUUGCUGUGGAAGCCACGACUUCCGCCGAUCAGCGAGUGGUCAUCGACUCCUGCUGGACGACACCGACGACUGAACCCGAAGACAGUAGGAGAUACAACCUGAUAACGGAUGGAUGUCAAGUAGAACAGACAGUUAUGCGGUACGAUCUGGGAAUGAAUGGACUAGCUGCAUUCAGUCUCUCAGGAUUUACCUACAUCGAUACUAGUCAGAUCUACCUGCACUGUACAGUUGCUAUCUGCGGAAACAACGACACGAGUGGCGAGUGUGCACCCUGUGCAAGCAUGGCCCGCCGGAGGAGAGGGGCUACCUCAGGUCAGAUGAGGGAUCUAUCCGUUGGACCUGUACGCUGGAUCAAGGAAGACAGCAACAAGGUUAUGGAUUUAGAAAUGGCUGUGGAGGAUGCAGAAAUACUAGGUGUGGAUUCAGCUGGUCAGGGUGCCCGGCCCUGGAUGACAGCAGUAGCUGUCAUGGCAACCGUCAUGGCGGCAAUGGUUGUGGUGAUUGUCGUGCUGGUGAGGAAGAACAGACGACAAAGUUCUCGCUUCAACUAGCUAACAACACGACACUGUCCCAUGAGUGAGAGUACUACACCAUUAACUGAAAAAGAAAAAGUAUCUGUAGUAAAGAAAUUCGGUACAUUAAAUGCUUUGGUUAGUUUUCUGGUGAUUUGUAAACGUUGAAUUUACGAUAGAAACUAUGUGUUUGAGAAAAGAUAUAAACAGAACAAAUACACUGAACCUAUUACAUCUGACUUGUAUUUUUUAGAGAAUGUAAUUUUUCAGAUUAUUUUUUAGUAUAUUGCAUGAUGAUGAAAAAAGUGAAAAUCAUGAUGAUAUCAAAUACUACUAC
Molecule: messenger RNA, 2803 nt
Organism: Strongylocentrotus purpuratus (purple sea urchin)
Lineage: Eukaryota; Metazoa; Echinodermata; Echinoidea; Camarodonta; Strongylocentrotidae
Exons: 14
Coding region: 271-2505 (744 amino acids)
Source: RefSeq, a predicted model, not a curated record